ACUUGAAACUAGGGAGAGAGCAAGCGAGUAACAAGGAUGGCGUCGGCGAAAGGUGUAGGGAGUAGUUCAGUGGUGAGAGUCGCGGAGAUGGAGAAGAUGAGUUUAGAGCAACUAAAAGCCUUUAAAGAGCAAUCGGAUCUCGAAGUCAAUUUGUUACAAGAAAGUCUCAACAACAUUCGCACAGCAACCGGCCGCCUCGAGAUUGCCUCCUCCGCCCUUUACGAUCUCUCCCUCCGUCCCCAAGGGAAGAAAAUGUUAGUGCCUCUCACUGCAUCGCUUUAUGUUCCUGGAAAGCUCGAUGAUGCCGAUAAAGUACUUGUCGAUAUCGGCACUGGCUACUUUGUUGAGAAAACAAUGGCUGAGGGCAAAGAUUAUUGCGAGCGCAAGAUCAACUUGCUCAAAUCUAAUUUUGAUCAACUCAUUGAGCUUGCAUCCAAAAAGAAGACAGUGGCAGAUGAAGCUGGGGCAGUCUUACAGGCUAAGUUGAAGCAGAUGGUCCCUGCAACAUAGUGAUUCUGGGAUCUUGCAACGUUCAAUUAAGAUCUUGAAUUUCUGGAACAUUAGAAAAGUUAAAAAGAAAGAGGAUAUUUUACACUUUUUCUUUUUCAUGAGAAGUUGGGAGCAUGCCACUGUUAAGAACCACCAAGCUUUAAUCCCUAAUUGGUUGAGGUGGGAACUAAGCUACUCUUUAUUUUACUGAAAGUAUAUAUUGAGCGAAACUUUUUUGGAGAAA
Manihot esculenta (cassava) is the source of this 733-nucleotide messenger RNA. RefSeq names its product probable prefoldin subunit 5. NCBI's taxonomy places the organism in Eukaryota, Viridiplantae, Streptophyta, Magnoliopsida, Malpighiales, Euphorbiaceae. The record is from RefSeq and is a predicted model, not a curated record. Gene Ontology annotation, biological process: protein folding; regulation of DNA-templated transcription. The coding region runs from base 37 to 510 and encodes 157 amino acids. The transcript is spliced from 4 exons. Gene Ontology annotation, cellular component: cytoplasm; prefoldin complex.